Messenger RNA from Aspergillus alliaceus, 1970 nucleotides. RefSeq lists its product as uncharacterized. The transcript is spliced from 3 exons. The coding region runs from base 217 to 1809 and encodes 530 amino acids. The record is from RefSeq and is a predicted model, not a curated record. NCBI's taxonomy places the organism in Eukaryota, Fungi, Ascomycota, Eurotiomycetes, Eurotiales, Aspergillaceae.
GGGUCAUCCUGCGCCGGUGGUAGAUAAGCACGACUAUGACUUAUUUCCUUAGGUCUCGGCCGUCAUCCUCUUCUCCUGCAAUGAUCUCUUCUGACGAAUUACUUCAUCCGAUGAGGAUAUUCUGGUAACCCUCUCGACAUGCGCCUCUAAGGGAGCUUUGACAUUUGUUUCGUCUAUUCAGAGUGGCCCGAGUUCACUGCUACGAGGCGGUUCGCAAUGUCCGUGGGCAAUCCCCUUUUGGUUAAUUUGACACAUUCCGAUCCAAGCUCAGCGUCGCAAGGCACCUCCCCCUCCCCGGGCUCCGAACAACGAGCAGGAGCCCCCGAGAAUGCCCCCGAACAUCCGGUGAGGGCCAAAAGGCGUAGGCACCACCUGCCCACCUCCGAAGACUCCUCGUCUAAGAACCAAAUUUUUUAUUUUGUCGACUCAAACUCGUCAUCCCGAGAAAAACGAGCCCAUGUUAUGCGCCAUCACGUACAAGAGAAACGAAAACAACUAAAACAUACACAUCCUCGGAGCGACACCGAUAAGAGGGUCCAUCGGCCUCUCCGCUAUCUGUCGUGGCAGCAAAAGAAGCUAUUUCUAAGUGGUGACCAAAACGAAAUUAUUGAAUACAAAAGAUCUGCCAAUGAGACUGCACCUAAAAGAGGCUCUACGAUGCAAAUCGGAUACCAGUUUUCAGAAUCUGUUUCACACCCCAUUUCUCCCGUCACUAUACUUGAUGCCUCCCCGAAAGAUCCUUUCGACUCCUUACCGAUACCAUGCAGCAGAGAGGAUUAUGUGUUGCUGGACUUUUGGACAAAUAGAUUGGCAUACUGGUCCGGCCAGAAUAGCACCAUUAAAGAACAAGUCUUUCGAGCGGCCCUCAGCCAUCCGUUGUCGUUUCGAGCGGUUGUUCUUGCAUAUUGUGCUCGUUGGAAGGCGCAGGCGUACCACCUAGAGUUUAGUCCCGAGGCUGAAAAGCAUGCCGGGCUAAGCAAAAAAGGCAUCGAACAAGUGAUGAACGGCACUAUGGAGAUUGACAUGGAUAGUCUGGCCAUGGCUUUGACGGGCCUGGCGAUACAAGAAGAAAGAUUCGGCAGCAAGCAACACGCUAGAGGAACCUUGGACCAGGCUGUCCAGAUCCUCCGUUCAAGGGUUGGGUCUAACCGUAUUCCCGAGGCAUGGUUGCAUUAUGUGCAGUUUAUGAUGAUGCCGCCCCAUUCCACAGUUCCCGAAGGUGGCCAGCAAUGGCUGGUCACAUUCCUUCGAGGCGCAGAAGAAUUGAUGCUUGAGCACAGUACCGAUAAGUAUUUGUCGUCCGUUCCCCAACGCCGCACUGCCUUUCAAAUGGACAGCCCUUUGUUUUCUUUACUUUCCAGCGGACCCCGUCCUUCUCAAGUCCCGCACGCUUCUCGCAUAUAUAUCAUAACGAAGCAUGCGCCAACCCAGGAGAUCACUCGGACUGCGGCUUUGAUCUACAUCACAGUGGCCCUCUGGGAUUUCCAGGGAUCCCCCAGCAAAACUAGCCGAUUUCUCGAUUAUCUACACACGUUGGUGAGAGACCAUGAUUUGGACAGGUAUCCCGCAUGCGAGUCAUUCAUAUGGCUGCUUCUACUAGAAGGAUAUGAAGCAGAUCUACAGGAACCCGAAAGAAGCUGGUCUACAGUUGAGCUGUUGAAAAUGUACAAGCAGCUCCCGGUAGACCUCCAGUUCCAGUUCAGUGAGAUUAUGUUCAGCCUUCUGAUGCUAGCACCACCAGUGCGGGGGAUUGAUUGGUUCGAGAAAGAGUUGCAAAGUUCUAUGCCAGAGAUACAGGAAGAAGCCUGAGCUCCUCGAAAACUGGGUCACUGAUUUCUCCAUGUACAUAUAAAUGUACGCUCGCCACAUUGUUUCAGAUGGCGACAACCCCUUCAACGGUUUGCAGGCAGCCGUGUGCCCAUUUUGUCCGAUUUUUGACUCCUUGGGUUGUACUUCAUGUUCUUGUAUAU